UAAAUUAAAAAAAAAAAAAAAAAAAACAAAUUAUUGUGCGAAAUAAUUUUUACGGAAUACAGAGUUAUUGUUUUUAAUAAGUGCUUGUUAAUUCAUCAAACGACACCUCAAACACCUGAAUAAAAUUCAGAAAGUAUAUGUUUCUUAUAUUUACAUUCAAAUAAGUAUAUUCACAGCUCAAGACUUAACCUCAAAAUGUCUGACGACGAAGAUGUUAUACUGAUUAAAAAGCCAAAAACCGUGCACUAUGGGUCACUGGAGGAACAGGAGAAAGCGCGGCUGGCUGCUUUGGCCGCUGCCGCCAAAGAGGGAGUCGAUGAAACGGCUGAGAAAGAUGGAGAUAUUCAGAUAUCUGGAGAAUAUAUGGAGCUGGAGGAGGAAAUGUCGAGGGACAAAAAGGCUCUGCUCGAGGAGUUUGAGCGGAGACGCAAGGCUCGGCAGCUCAAUGUCUCCACUGAUGAUGAUGAGGUCCGUCGCAGUCUGAGGCAGCUGGGCGAGCCGGUGUGCCUGUUCGGAGAGGGCCCGGCCGAGAGGAGAGUUAGGCUGCGCGAUCUGCUCAGCUACCUCGGCGAAGAUGCCAUCCACAAGAAGAUGGAGGAGGAGGAGGCGCGCAUCGAGAGGGACCGCGGGCGGGAGGGCACGUGGUACCACGAGGGCCCGGCGCAGCUGAGGGACGCGCGCCUCUUCAUCGCCAGAUACUCCCUGCCCAGGGCCAAGCGGAGGUUGAGCAAGGCUCGCGAGGAGCUGCAGCUAGCAGGCAGUGUGCGCGCCGCGGCCAAGCAAGAGUCGCAGCGAAGAGCUUCCGCCAUGUCCAUAUAUUGCAGCCAGAUAGGUGACACAAGGCCGAUAAGCUUCUGUCGCUUCAGCCAGGACAGCCAGAUGUUGAUCACAUCUAGCUGGUCGGGGCUGGUGAAGGUGUGGUCUGUACCGGACUGCGUGUUGCUGCAGACCCUCAAAGGUCACACGUGUAAUGUCAGCGCUGCCAGCUUCCACCCGCAGGCGGCUCUACCGCCGCAAUGGAGGCAGAAGAUAGAACAAGAGAAGGAGAAGACAGAAGAAGAGUCAGUAGAAGUGAUGGACACAGGAGAGGAGACUUCAGAGGCUUGUCAAAUGGCGUCGUGCGCUUACGACGGCUCCGUACAUCUGUGGAACUUUAAAAGUGACUCCCCGCUGGCGUCGCUGAGCGGUCACUCGCCGCGUCGUGUGUCGCGCGUGGAGUUCCACCCGUCGGGCCGCUUCCUCGCCACCACCGUGUUCGACAACUCGUGGAGACUUUGGGACCUGAACACGAAAACCGAAGUCCUACAUCAAGAGGGUCACGCUAAGCCAGUCUACAGCGUCGCCUUCCAGGGGGACGGAUCCCUCGCCGUCACCGGCGGCAUGGACGCGUUCGGUCGCGUGUGGGACCUGCGCACGGGGCGCUGCGUCAUGUUCCUGGAGGGGCACCUGGGGCCCGUGCUGGGCGCCGACUGGGCGCCCGCCGGACACCAGCUCGCCACCGCCGCCGCCGACCAUCAGGCCAAGAUCUGGGACCUCAGGCGGCGGGCGCCGAUUUACACCAUACCAGCGCACACGCAUCUGUUGAGUGAUGUGCGCUACCAGCGCACCCACGGCCAUUUCCUGCUGACGAGCUCGUAUGACAAGAGCGCCAAGCUGUGGUCCAACCCCGCCUGGCACCCGCUGCGGACGCUCUCCGGGCACGACAACAAGGUGAUGAGCGCAGACAUAUCCGUGGACAGCAAGUAUAUCGCGACGUGCUCCUACGACCGGACAUUCAAGCUGUGGGCGCCGGACCUCGCCUGAUCUCGCCUGACAUCUCUCACUGUACUAAUAAAUGUUUUAUAACAAAUAA
Molecule: messenger RNA, 1852 nt
Organism: Bicyclus anynana (squinting bush brown)
Lineage: Eukaryota; Metazoa; Arthropoda; Insecta; Lepidoptera; Nymphalidae
Gene: U4-U6-60K
Product: U4/U6 small nuclear ribonucleoprotein Prp4
Exons: 14
Coding region: 196-1803 (535 amino acids)
Biological process (GO): mRNA splicing, via spliceosome
Cellular component (GO): U4/U6 x U5 tri-snRNP complex
Molecular function (GO): U6 snRNA binding; U4 snRNA binding; protein binding
Source: RefSeq, a predicted model, not a curated record